UAAUAAUACAUAUAUCAGUGGUUUCAGACAUUAGCUAACUUGUAUAUUCCAUUCAGUCGCAUCUCUGAAGUUAAAACCACAAUUCUUUCUUUUUUUAAUAUCACUAAUAAUACAUAUAUCAAUGGUUUCAGACAUUAGCUAACUUGUAUAUUCCAUCCAGUCACAUCUCUGUAGUUAAAACCACAAUUCGUUCUUUUUAAAUAUCACAAACGAAACAUAUAUCAAUGGUUUCAGACAUUAGCUAACUUGUAUAUUCCAUUCAGUCGCAUCUCUGUAGUUAAAAUCACUAUUCUUUCUCUUUUAAAUAUCACAAGCGAAACAUAUAUCAAUGGUUUCAGACAUUAGCUAACUUCCAUAUGCCAUUAAGUCUCAGGCUCAGAUAUAUUUUCAUUAUUAAUCCUUUUAAUAUCACAACAAAACAUAUAUCAGUGGUUUCAGACAUUAGCUAACUUGCAUAUGCCAUUAAGUCUCAGGCUCAGAUAUAUAUUCAUUAUUAAUCCUUUUAAUAUCACAACAAAACAUAUGUGAGUGGUUUUAAACAUUAGCUAACUUCCAUAUGCCAUUAAGUCUCAGGUAUAGAUAUAAAUCCAUCAUUAGUCCUUUUAAUAUCACAACAAAACAUAUGUGAGUGGUUUUAAACAUUAGCUAACUUCCAUAUGCCAUUAAGCCUCAGGUAUAGAUAUAAAUCCACCAUUCGUACUUCCUCAACACCUCCAGCAAUCAAUAUAGGGCCAUUUUUAGACAUUAGAUAAGUUCCAUAUCAUCCAUUUUCUUUGUUUACCUUCCCUCAGUGUUGCCAGAUAAGAGUAAGUAUAAAAACAACAAGCACUUUUACGCUGUUUACCCUGCCUCUCAGAUCGGCAAGAUUAGGCUUGGAUGGCACAGGAGCAGGAUUUUAUCUCUAUACCAACUCUUAGUCACCUAGUUCAAACCAUUGCAGGACAGACAUCGGUAAGAGUUAUUCUGGAAGAGUUUUUACGCUGUUCAGUCUGCCUCAUAGCUCGGCAAGAUAAGGCUUGGAUGGCACAGGAGCAGGAUUUUAUCUCUAUACUAACUCCUACAGUCACCUAGUUCAAACCAUUGCAGGACAGACAUUGGUAAGAGUUAUUCUGGAAGAGUUUGUACGCUGUUUACGCAUCCUCUUCGCUCAGCAAGAUUAGGCUUGGAUGGCACAGGAGCAGAAUUUUAUCUCUAUACCAACUCGUACAGUCACCCAGUUCAAGCCAUUGCAGGACAGACAUCGGAAAGAGUUAUUCUGGAAGAGUUUUCACGCUGUUCAGUCUGCCUCUCAACUCGGGAAGAUUAGGCUUGAAUGGCACAGGAGCAGAAUUUUAUAUCUAUACGAACUCCAACAGUCAACUAGUUCAAACCAUUGCAGGACAGACAUCGGUAAGAGUUAUUCUGGAAGAGUUUUCACGCUGUUCAGUCUGCCUCAUAGCUCGGCAAGAUUAGGCUUGAACGGCACAGGAGCAGAAUUAUAUCUCUAUACUAACUCUUACAGUCAACUAGUUCAAACCAUUGCAGGACAGACAUCGGUAAGAGUUAUUCUGGAAGAGUUUUUACGCUGUUUACGCUUCCUCUUCGCUCGGCAAGAUUAGGCUUGAACGGCACAGGAGCAGAAUUUUAUCUCUAUACCAACUCUUACAGUCACCCAGUUCAAACCAUUGCAGGACAGACAUCGGUAAGAGUUAUUCUGGAAGAGUUUUUACGCUGUUCAGUCUGCCUCUCAACUCGGGAAGAUUAGGCUUGGAUGGCACAGGAGCAGAAUUUUAUCUCUAUACCAACUCUUACAGUCACCUAGUUCAAGCCAUUGCAGGACAGACGUUGGUAAGAGUUAUUCUGGAAGAGUUUUUACGCUGUUCAGUCUGCCUCAUAGCUCAGCAAGAUAAGGCUUGGAUGGCACAGGAGUAGAAUUUUAUAUCUAUACCAAUUCUUACAGUCACCCAGUUCAAGCCAUUGCAGAACAGACAUCAGCAGGAGCUAUUUUUGGAAGAGUCAUCCGUCACUGCAACAACCUUCCCGCCGGAGUUAUUAGUGUGGAAACGAUCAACUCCUUUAAAAAUCACAUUGAUCGCCACUUUCCUGCAUCGGGGUGAAGUAAACAUAGCUAAGUGUUCGUACAAAAGUGCUUUAAUCUUCCCAUAUUAAGCGUUCAUGGGGUUUAAGUAGGCUUUGUUUACAUGUGCUGCCCCCUGGUGGAGAAUUCAAACCUCGCUGCCAAAGUCGUGUCAUCUAUAGCGCCUUGAAGUAUAAACGUACGGGUAUAACAUAGCUAUAGGUGCUUGUAUUAACCGGUUAACUAUAAACGCUGUAACAUAUAAGGAGUUAAACUAUAUCCACUGUAGUGUUUAGGAAGCUUAACUAUAAACGCCGUAACAUAUAAGGAGUUAAACUAUAUCCCCUGUAGUGUUUAGGAAGCUUAACUAUAAACGCCGUAACAUAUAAGGAGUUAAACUAUAUCCACUGUAGUGUUUAGGAAGCUUAACUAUAAACGCUGUAACAUAUAAGGAGUUAAACUAUAUCCCCUGUAGUGUUUAGGGAGUUUAACUAUAAAUGCCAUAACCUAUAAGGAAGCAAAGUAUAAACGCCAUGAUAUUUAGGGAGAAAAUCUAUAAACGCUGCGAUAUAUAAGAAUUUUGGUCCAGGAGAAAGUAUAAGUUCUGUAAUACUUUGUUUUGAUUGUUAGAAAGUUGUAUAAAUAAUAAUAAUAAUAAUAAUAAUAGUAGAGUUAGUAUUUGUAAGUGAGUGAAGAUAACUUACGAAGAGGAGAUAUACUAAUGAAUUAAACACACACACACACACACACACACACACACACACACACACGGAUACCAGAGGAAGAAGAAGAAAAAAUAAAAAAAAGGAGAUUAGAAGAAGAGAAGAAGAUUGUGAUUUUAAGAAGAAAUAAAGAAGAAAGGAAGAGAGAGAGAGAGAGAGAGAGAGAGAGAGUGAGAGAGAGAGAGAGAGAGAGAAGAAAAUGAAAUAGUCGUAGAAGAAGAAGAAGAGGAAAAAGAAGAAAUAGAAAUAAGGAAAAUAAGAAAGGAAAGGAAAAAAAAACAAGAAAAAGUAGACUAAUAACUACUACUACUACUACUACUACUACUACUACUACUACUACCACCGAAAUGACCCAUCACAGAGAAGAGGACGAGGAAGCCUUACUUCUCCCCACAGACCCCCCCAUGGACACCCCCCCACACCCGCCCAGUCUCGGGUGUGGGGGGCGGGUGUGUGCGGUGCUGGGGGGCAUCACCGUCGAGCCCAUUCUGUUCCUGUACGUCUUUGCGAUGGUCAUGAUGGGCAGUGUGACCACGAACUUGCUGCUGGAUAAGGAGUGCGCCGAGAUGGGUUACCCUCCCGACCUCUGCGACAACCUCACCAAUCACCCCACAGAGGAGGCGGAGGUGCAGCGCGGGGUGACCACCACCUCCAUGUACCUCAGCCUAAUCACCAGCCUGCCAUCGGUGGUGUUCGCGCUCUUCCUCGGGUCCUGGAGCGACAAGCACGGACGACUGUUUCCGCUCGUCUUGCCGCUGGUCGGACAGUUCCUCUCGACGCUGGUGUUUGUGGCAAAUGCGUACUGGACAUCGCUACCAUCCGCUUACAUCCUAUUCAGCGCAGUUCCCUCGGCACUCACGGGCGGCCUAUCCACACUCCUAAUGGCCUCCUUCUCCUACAUAUCCGACAUCACAAAAACAUCAGCUCGCACCACACGCAUUGCAUUCGUCGACCUCGGUUUCAGCCUAGGGUCACCUCUCGGGCUUCUCCUCGGUGACCUGCUCUACUAUAGGGUCGGGUACGGGGGGGUGUAUGGGGUAGGCGCUGGGAUGUUCCUCCUCGCGAUCUUUUAUACGUUGGUUAGGAUUAGGGAUACGAGGGGUGAGAGAGGGCGAAUGGCGGGAAGGGGUGGGAGGGGUGCGGGAAGGGGGGUGACGGGGGGUUGCAGUAGUGAUGGGGUGAUUGGGAGUGAGGUCAGGGAUGGUUGCCUUAGUGAUGGGGUCGGUAAUAGGGCUGAAAGGGGGAAUGGGGGUAGAGAUGGGGGUUUCGGGGUGACGGGAAAUUCAGAAACGGGGAAUUCUGUCAGUGAUGGGGGUGGAUAUUCAGGUUUUGAGGGUCGGGAAAAUGGGAAUGGGGGUAGAGAUGGGGCUUUCGGGGUGACGGGAAAUUCGGAAACGGGGAAUUCUGUCAGUGAUGGGAGUAGAAAUGUCGGUUUUGGGGGUCGGGAAAAUGGUGAUGGGGGUUUCGGGGUGAUGGGAAGCUCGGAAACGGGGAAUUCUCUUAGUAAUGGGGUUGGCGGGGUUAGGGAUGGGUGCCUUGGUGAUGGGGGUGAUGGGGUUAGGGAUGGGCGCCUUAGUGAUGGGGGGGUAAGGGAUGGGUGCCUUAGUGAUGGGGUUAGGGAUGGGCGCCUUAGUGAUGGGGUUGAAGGGGUAAGGGAUGGGGGCCUUGGUGAUGGGGCGAGUGAUGGGGUCGGUACAAAGAGGAUGUGCUUGGAUUUGUGUGACACUGAGAAUGUUCGGCUGUCCUUCGCUACGGCAUUCAAGAAGAGGCCGAACAGGGGCCGCGCCAAGGUGCUGGCUCUCAUCGCGGCACUGUGUCUCAUGGUGGCACAGUUUGGAGGUGUGGGCAUGGACUACCUGUAUACGAAGCGGGUGUUUGGGUGGACCUACAACCAGUAUGUGCAGCUCAGCGUCACCCAGCUGCUGAUUGGGGUGGUGGGUGCGUCUGUGGCCCUGCCGUUGUUGAGUUACCGUCUACAGGUGGCGGACACAGUGCUGGUGCUGGCCGGCUGUGUGUCCAGGAUAACAGCCCUCAUUGUCUUUGCUAUGGCCCCCCAACCUGGCUUCCUGUAUUUAAGCUGCAUCAUUGGGAUCAUCGGCAGCUUCCCCCUCAUCAUCACCCGGUCCCUCAUCAGCAAGGUGGUUCCGGCGGAUGAGCUGGGGCGGAUUUUCUCAGUUCUGGCGUCAGCGGAGAGCGUCAUUCCGCUUGCCGCUGGUCCGCUCUACACUGCUGUCUAUAAUUCCGCUCUCACCACCCUGCCCAGCGCUAUCUACUAUCUGAGCGCUGGCCUGUACACUGUGAUGACCAUGAUAGUCCUAUGUAUCUUCUUCACUGGGUCCUCCUCCUCCACCUCCUCCACCUCUUCCACCUCCUCCACAAGUUCAACCAUCAACCACAUCCAUUCUGACCCCAUCGCUGACAUUCAACCUUAGUCAGUCAGUCAAUCAGGGUUAGUUUGUUAGUUCGUACGUUACCCAUACAUGUUAACUUAUGCAUAGUGGGUUUAUCUCAUGUAUAAUUAUGUAUAUGUAUGUAUAGCUAGUGUUUUUAUGUAUAUUUUAGGGAGAACUCAUGUAUACAUAUCCACCCAUAACGCGAUUUUAAGGGUAACUAUGAUAUAUUUGUACGACAGAUGAAUAGAAAACGGGAGUACUAUGGGUGUAUGUAUAAUCUUGUAUUUUCUAUGUAUAUUUUAGGGAUAACUUGUAUAUAUCCACCCAUAUGCGAUUUUAAGGGUAACUAUGAUAUGUUUGUACGACAGAUGAAUAGAAAACGGGAGUACUAUGGGUGUAUGUAUAAUCUUGUGUUUUCUAUGUAUAUUUUAGGGAGAACUCUUGUAUAUAUCCACCCAUAUGCGAUUUUAAGGGUAACUAUGAUAUAUUUGUACGACAGAUGAAUAGAAAACGGGAGUGCUAUGGGUGUAUGUAUAAUCUUGUGUUUUCUAUGUAUAUUUUAGGGAGAACUCUUGUAUAUAUCCACCCAUAUGCGAUUUUAAGGGUAACUAUGAUAUAUUUGUACGACAGAUGAAUAGAAAACGGGAGUACUAUGGGUGUAUGUAUAAUCUUGUGUUUUCUAUGUAUAUUUUAGGGAGAACUCAUGUAUA
Eriocheir sinensis (Chinese mitten crab) is the source of this 5881-nucleotide messenger RNA. RefSeq lists its product as uncharacterized. The coding region runs from base 3126 to 5210 and encodes 694 amino acids. Gene Ontology annotation, molecular function: transmembrane transporter activity. Lineage: Eukaryota; Metazoa; Arthropoda; Malacostraca; Decapoda; Varunidae. The record is from RefSeq and is a predicted model, not a curated record. Gene Ontology annotation, cellular component: membrane. The transcript is spliced from 8 exons. Gene Ontology annotation, biological process: transmembrane transport.